GUGUGCAGACGGCGUUGCACGCGUCCCACGAUACGACAAGUAAAUACUCUUUCAUCUCGGUUUUUAAAUCUAUAAAACUACUAUAUAACAAGCAUAAAAUGGCAAUAGCUGAAUUGAGACUAGAUGUUUGAAGUCGUUGACGUCGUACGCACAGACAGGAGCCGUGUGGUGAAGUUUUCCCGUGGUGCGCACACGCAGGUGUCACUGUGAAAGCUAGCUGGCUAAUGUCAGCUCAGUUUAUUUAACCCCUGGAUCAAACUAACUGAGAAACAACAUGGGGCGAAAGAAACAAGGCAAGUUUGUGCGUCCUGACAACAAGGGCAAGGAUAAGCGGCAUAAAACCAAAGGGAAGUCUUUAGAGGCCUUCACGGAAGAAAUGCACUCUGCUUUUGAAGCCAGUCUUCAUGUGGAGGAGGGAGCAGAGGCUGCGCAGGUGAAACUGCCGUGUCCGCUCGCCAUGUGGGAGUUGGGUCACUGCGAUCCCAAACGCUGCACCGGCAGAAAGUUGGUCCGAAAGGGCUUUGUACGCAACCUGCGUCUCAGUCAGAGAUUUAAUGGGCUCAUAUUGAGUCCAAUGGGGACGAAGUAUGUGACGCCGGCAGACAGAGAGAUUGUGGCCCAGAGCGGGUUAGCAGUCAUCGAUUGUUCCUGGGCCAAACUGGAGGAGACUCCCUUCAAUAAGAUGGUCGGGAGUCAUCCCAGGUUGCUGCCCUACCUCGUCGCGGCAAAUCCCGUCAACUACGGCAAGCCGUGCAAGUUAUCGUGCGUGGAGGCUUUUGCCGCCACAUUCUGCAUCGUCGGUUUUGAGGAACUGGCCGUGCUCUUGUUAAAGAAAUUCAAAUGGGGGAGAGUCUUCCUGGAACUCAACAGAGUUCUUCUUGACCGCUACGCUGCGUGUCAGAGCGAGGAGGAGCUGCUGACUGUGGAGAAGGACUUUCUCUCAUCCAAACCCGAGGAGGAGGAAUUGGAUCCUUUUGACGUCAACUCCGGGUUAGAAUGUAUGAAUCUGAACAGACGUCCAUGCGUACCUGAAGAGGAUGAAUCCAGUGAGGAUACCGACACAUCAGAUGAUGACGAAGAUGAAAAAACGGGAAGUGACGAUGAGUCAAGAACGGCCUCGCAUCACGAUGAAGAGGAUGACGACUGAUCAGAAGGCUGUUUAAUAAAGUUUAUCCCAAAUGUGGAUCAUUUUCAUGAACUGGUGGAAACAUGCAAUAUUUUUCUUUUAUUGCAAAUAAAUACAGUUUUACAAUGUU
Molecule: messenger RNA, 1256 nt
Organism: Salarias fasciatus (jewelled blenny)
Lineage: Eukaryota; Metazoa; Chordata; Actinopteri; Blenniiformes; Blenniidae
Gene: tsr3
Product: TSR3 ribosome maturation factor
Exons: 6
Coding region: 275-1147 (290 amino acids)
Biological process (GO): maturation of SSU-rRNA
Molecular function (GO): rRNA small subunit aminocarboxypropyltransferase activity
Source: RefSeq, a predicted model, not a curated record